AUGGAAAUUCAAAUAAUUUCUAAAGAAAUCAUCAAGCCCUCAGCUUCAACACCACACCACGUAAAAACCUAUAAGCUCUCUGGAAAGGACCAGAUUGCUGAUUUAGCGUAUUUCCCUAUCAUUCUUUUUUACUCGCCAACCAAUGAAAUUUCCAGCAAAAAUUCUGACCACCUGAAGAAAUCCUUCUCUAAAACAUUAACCCUCUUCUACCCUUUUGCUGGACGAAUAAAAGAUCAUUCAUCCAUUGAUUGCAGUGACGAGGGAGCCUGUUAUAUUGAAGCCCAUGUAACAGGCAACAUGUCUGUGAUAGUUCAACAGCCAGACAUACACCAAUUGGAGCAGCUAAUGCCAUGCAAGCUUGAAGAAAACUUACUUGAGCUAAGCACCAGGGUGAUGCUAGCAGUCCAAGUGAAUUACUUUGAUUGUGGUGGGAUAGCGGUCAGUAUUUUCAUUUCCCAUCGAGUAGCUGAUGGGUCGUCAUUGGCAAGCUUUGUUAAACGUUGGAGUGCAAUUUCUUGUGGUGGUGACCUUAAUAUUGUCGAUGGAGUGGUUAUUGAUUGUACCUCACUCUUCCCUCCACAAGAUUUUUCAGUCAUAAAAUUACAUGAGAAUUUCAGAAAUGACAAUUCGUCUACUAAAACAGUGACGAAAAGGUUCGUUCUCGAUGGUCCUAAGGUAGCUGUAUUAAGAGAAAAGUUAAGCAAUGGGCCAUAUUUAGAUCGUCCAACCCGGGUCGAGGCUGUGUCUGCCCUUAUGUGGGGUGCUUUUGUUGGAGAAGAAAGUGAGUCUAAGAAGGUAAACAAAGUCGCAAUGCAUGUUGUGGAUUUGCGGAAGAGAUUGGAUCCACCCCUACCACAACAUUGUAUUGGAAAUAUAGUCCAUACGACUGUGGCAAACUGGCCAGAAAAGGUUGUAGAUUUCAAUGGUUUAGCUGGAAAAAUUCAUGAGUCAAUAAGCAUGAUAAAUAAUGACUUCGUUAGGAAGGUUUCUGCAGACGGCACAGACCAAGGAUUAUUGUCAGAGAUUGCAAAAGAUCCCAACAACUGGAGUUUAUUUUGCUUCAGUAGUUGGUGUAAAUUUCCAUUUUAUGAGACUGAUUUUGGCUGGGGAAAGCCCACUUGGGUAGGCGCUGCCAUGAAGUUUAUGCCCAGAGGUGCUUUUUUCUUGGAUACAAGAGAUGGUGAGGGAGUAGAAGCAUGGGUGACAUUAUCCGAGGAAGCAAUGGUCAAGUUUGAAAAAAAUCCUGACAUCUUAGCCUAUGCUUCUUCCAGUCCUAGCAUAUGA
Molecule: messenger RNA, 1284 nt
Organism: Dovyalis caffra
Lineage: Eukaryota; Viridiplantae; Streptophyta; Magnoliopsida; Malpighiales; Salicaceae
Source: the annotation of a GenBank genome assembly